This is a messenger RNA of Coffea arabica (coffee), 1406 nucleotides long. Lineage: Eukaryota; Viridiplantae; Streptophyta; Magnoliopsida; Gentianales; Rubiaceae. The record is from RefSeq and is a predicted model, not a curated record.
AUGAGUGCUACAACUAGUGCAAGGAGCAGCAGCAGGUUCCCUUUCACUGCAUCCCAGUGGCAAGAACUUGAACACCAAGCUCUCAUCUUCAAGUACAUGGUUUCUGGGACGCCCGUUCCUCCUGAUCUUCUUUACACGGUCAGAAGAAGCUUGGAUUCUUCCCUCUCCUCCAAACUCCUCUUCCACCAGCCCAACGUACUGGGUUGGAACUCAUGUUUCCAGAUGGGUUUCGGGAGGAAAAUAGACCCAGAGCCAGGAAGGUGCCGCAGAACAGACGGGAAGAAGUGGAGGUGCUCGAAAGAAGCCUACCCCGAUUCCAAGUACUGCGAGAGGCACAUGCACAGAGGCAGAAACCGUUCAAGAAAGCCUGUGGAACAACAACUUAUCACCACACCAAUCCCACCACCCCCAAUAAUAUCACCAUCUUCUAUCUCAAAUAACAACACAUCAUCCACAGCCACUCCACCAACAGCAAUACCCAUUACAUCAAUUUCCAAGAACCACCCCCAUCACCCUCUAGUCCCACCUCUCAUCACUCUUUCUCUUACCUCCAGGACUAGUCAUGAUCGUAUUUCAUCUGAAGAAAACUCCACCAACUAUUUUCUAGGUUCUGGCCCUUAUUCUCAAGCAAGCAAAGGCUACAGCAGCUACGGUCAAGGAGGGAAAGAGGAAGUGGAUGAGCAUGCAUUUUUCUGUGAAGCUUCAGGGACAGUGAGGAAUCUUUCAGGCGGUUCAUCAGUAGUAGAUCAUGAUGGAACUUCUUCUUGGCAACUAGCACCUCUGACGAUGGGUUCGCCUUCAGGCAGCCAUCUGAAGCAGAGGUCCUCUUACUCAGUUAGCAACGGAGGCCACUCUUCUUACUUGCAACUUCAAAGCCUUAAUCAUGACAACGACUACAACACUACUUCUAGACAACAAAAGCAAGCUAGCCAGCAGCAAUACUAUGGAUUAGGGGAUAGAGAUGACCAUCAGAACAAGAGAGUAAUGCACCGUUUCUUCGAUGAAUGGCCUCCCAAGGAUAACAAAGAUUCAUGCUGGCUUGAUAAUAAUGAUCAUCAUGAUCAUAAACUGUCAAAAAUCCAGCUUUCAAUUUCCAUGCCAAACGCUUCUUCACAUCAUGACUUCUUCAUGACCCGAAAUGGUGGACUCAAUAAUCUGCUGCUUUUCCAUGCUGUUGCUUUCAGACACUACUAGCUCAGCUCCGGUCUCUGGAAGAGCUUUUGGUUACUGUAGCAAAAUAGUGGUAAUAGGGGACCCCAGUGCCCACAUUUGGCUUUUGCGAUCUUGCUAGGUGUGGUUUUAAGGGUUUAGUCGCGACAUGCCCUUCUGAACAUUUGUCCGUGCAUAUUUGCCCCCUAACCUACCAGUUUUAUGAUCGCGGCCUCACAAGUUCCGGUUGAGGAUGA